Sclerotinia trifoliorum is the source of this 4561-nucleotide messenger RNA. The record is from the annotation of a GenBank genome assembly. NCBI's taxonomy places the organism in Eukaryota, Fungi, Ascomycota, Leotiomycetes, Helotiales, Sclerotiniaceae.
AAACUAAAAUAAAACGACUGUCUCCUCCUCCCCGCGCGAAAAACGUGGUUGGAGAAUUAAAGACAAACUCAUACAUACUGUACUCACCCUCACCCUCUCCCUCUCCCUCUCCCUCUCACUCACAUUCAUUCAUUCAUUAAAAUAAUAAUUUCAUCCGCUCAUUUCUGUCUUCAGAUUCACAAGACGCCCGUCUUUUAAACUCGACCCAUUCGUCAAUUUCUUCUAUCCACCCUACUACCUCCCUCGCAUCUUUCCCUCUAAUUAAAUUCUUAUCCGACGGAGCGCGAACCUGAUACAAGACAUCAUAUCUGAUCCAUCCACUAAAUUUUCAACAAACGUAUUCGAGUUUCGAAUGUCUUUUACAUAACUAAUAAGAAUUUCAUGGUCUGCGAUAUCGAUUAUUAUCUCGACUCUUUUUCGCAAUCAUGCCGAGUUUCUUCUCAAGGUUAAAGGGGAAAGAUGGCCCAACGAAAGCUUCCAAGAAGAAGGGAGGACUUGAUGACCUUAGUGAUCAAGCACCAGCGAAGCCAACAUGGACAGAUGCAUGGACGAGAACCACGGUAGAACCAGAAGAGAUUCAAGAACUGGUGAGGGGAUGUACCGUGGAAUUAAAAUCAAGAGGUAUGAAAUGAUUCAAUAUUGAUAUCAUUCCGUUAUCGAUUAUGCACGAAGCCUAGGAAGGAUUUACUAUGGAUUUCUCCAUGUUACACAUGCUAAUUCGUUUUUUGUCAAUGCAGCUUUGGACAUGCCAUUCCUUCUACUCCCAUUCCGACCUACCUCAGAUCCGAGCGCGGCAAGAACGUUCAUUAGGAAUUUCUUCGAUAAGAGACAAUUGAGUCGGGAGAUGUUCGCUCAAGAAUUAAGACUCACGGAACCGAUGGUGAGCUGCUAGAUUGACUUCUAGAGCAGGAUAAAUAACUGAUGCCAACUAGGUUCUAUGCAGUGUGCUUAAAUGGUGUUGGAGUCGAAUGGUUGGUGGUGUAGUUUCUUGGGACGCAUAUGAACUAUUUAAAGUGGGAGAGCAUGGUAGGAGAUUUGGUAUCGAAAGAGAAGAAAUCGUGGCUGACUCUAGCAGACUCAAAUUAUGCCCGAGACGCUUUUGUGACUUUUAUACCUUUGAGUGUAGAAUCUGAGGCGAGAAGAGAUAUCAUUUUUGACUUCUUUGACCUCUUAUCAGCAAUUGCAGCACAUGGAAAAUUGAAUGGUUUAGCUGGACGCAAAUUAUCAAGAUAUGCGGGAUGGUGGGCUUUCGAUCAAGUUGAUACAGGUAAUGGAUUUGAAGGUGGAUAUAAAGGAUGGUCAACGUGGGUGAAAUUGUUUGACAAAUUAAACAAAUGUGCUAACAACAUAUAGUGCGGCCGAUGCUGCAUGUCAUCUAUUUUUCGCCUACCUUCGAUCACUCUCCCCCGAAUCUGUUAGAGGAAUGAGCGGUAUAUCUAAAUUGCCAAUGUCCCUACAGAAGCUUGUCCAAGAAACAGAAUACCCACCAGAACAUCCUUCGCUAUUACAACAAUCAACUACGAAAGUGGUAAUGAUAGUGAACUCUGUUUCACCUACACCAUUUGCGUUAUUACGAAGAGCGAAUCACUUUCAAUAUCGAGACGAUGACCGCGCUUUACAGCAAUUCUCGGAAUACGAGGAUCCUGUAAGGGCUUUAACUGAUGAAUGUCGUCGUGUUUUAAGAUCAAUUUCUUCUACGAAUCAAUCCCAAAUAUCUAAUUCUCAAGACUCCACCGGUUUACGAGAUGCUUCUUGGUCACGAUUCGAGGAUGUUGGAUUUUCUGCAUCUUUUGAUGAUACGGCUGGCGAUGACAAUGGUUUUUUGGCACCGGGAAAACCAAAGCCAGUACAAGGACUAAGAAACACUCCAGCAAAUUCCGUGGUUAAAUCUGGUGAUAGGCCAACUACACCAUCCUGGGCAGAUUUCCUCUCUUCUGGCUUUACUGAUGAUGGAACAACUAGCCCCCCACCUUUGUUAUUACCACCUGAUAAGAUUUUACCACCGAUUAAUACCAGGGCCGGAAGCUCGCAAUCUCAUCAACCUAGACUUGAAUCAAAUAAAGACUUGGAACCGGGCGAACUUGCAAGCAUUACUCGAUUUGACUUGGAUGAUUCGUUCUGGUGGGUUUGGAUAAGUAGUUUGGCUGGUGAGGAGACAGUGGACAGAAAGGCCUCAUUCGGACGCUGUGCUUUGAUCGAGACGACAAUUCCUGGUGGUCGUUGGCUGUUAAUGGAGGAAAUGGUAAAAGGUGCAGCACCAGAGCCUGAAGCAGGUGCCUAUAUUGCGGAGAAAAAGAGCUUUUGGGGUCGAACGAGGAAGAAUAAAAGUAGUGCAAAACGACGAGGAUCUACUGGCAAAACAGAAUCAGAGAAACCCAACAAUUUAAAACCUGGAUAUACUCAAAGUACGAGCGCCAGUAAGACUACCAUAGGUCCUGAUCAACAUGCGCGAAUUCAAGCAGCUGCAAUUCAGUUACAACAGAGACAGAGAAAGCAGGAUGAGGAAAAGGGAUUAGCGCUUCGACGUGGAAGAAAUGAUUUGGAUGCAGAUUCGUUGAAGACAAACAGUGUCUUUACACUUCAACCAAUGCUCAAAUCAGAAGCUUCACCAGCAAUGAAAUGGGCCAAUAAAUACGAUAAAGAUGCAGUUCGAGAAGCAUAUCUUGGCAGGGACUUCACGGGACGCGGCCUUGGAGAAGCUGCUAUGGGGACGAAUGGAAGUUCAUAUGAUCGUCAAGCGGCUUUAUCACCAGGCAUUAAUAUGAACAGAGAUUUACCUCCCACUCCAACCACUCCGAUUCAAUCUUCAUCACCUUUACCAUCUCUGCCAGACAAGGAAACUGGAGAGGCGAAAUCUCCCGUUUCACCAAGUGAUAUUCACCCCCUUCAAAGAAAACCCGUUCCAAUGUCUCCUUUGAACCAAAAUAAGCCAAGUAUGGACAUCUCGAGAGCUUCUUUGGAUUAUUCGGGCUCAAGUCCAGAAAUUCGGGAUAAUAAUCAAGAAUUGAAGAAGAAAGAUCCUGCUGCCGGUAAUGGAUUCAGAGGUAUGUUUGGGAGGAAGGGAAAGCAACCAAGAGCUGCACCACCAAAUGCUUCUGAAGUAGCAAUGAAUGGUAAAGGUGGACUUAAGCCUGAAAGUAAAAGGAACAGUCUCACUAGGCGAUUUUCGAGAAGAAAGAGCCCACUUAUGUCACCCAGUAGUGAGGGAGGGGAUGGAUUUGUUUCACCAGCUCCUCCAAUGUCAUCUGGUGAACGAACUCCACUUACACCAGCUACACCAGUCACUCCUCGUCGUCCUUCUUCUGAACACUCUAUUGAUCAAGACGAUAUUUCCAGAGUUGAUACUGAGGAUGCUCGAGAAGCUUCCCAAGAAUUCUCCAGAUUUGAUCAAGGACCUCUCGAAGAUUUCCCAGCAUUUGUUCCAACGGCUGAAUCAGAUACACCAAGGGGAAGUGAAGAUUCUGCAUCACGACCCAACAUUGCAAGCAGGCGAUUUGAAGAAGCCAAAAAAUCUCAAGAUGAAGCACUCAUGCAACCAACCUCGCCUCAAGAUAGAUGGGCACAGAUCCGUAAGAAUGCUGCCGUACAAGCAGCAUCAAGUAGGGAAAGUGAGGAACAAUCUAGAGGUGGAUAUAGUCAACCAACUGAUAAUGAUGAUGGUGAAACUUCAGGUGAAGAGAGUGAGCAUUUCCCUUCUACAGCUUCCUCAUGUUGAGAUUUACUAAUGAAUCUAGCAAUUGAAUCUCGAGUCGCACGUAUUAAAGCUCGUGUAGCUGAACUUACCGGUAAUAUGGAGAAUAAUAACUCAUCUGCUCCUCCUAUUCGAAGAAAACCUCUAUAGAUAUUCUAGUCCUAUGUCAAAUACCGACACAGGUACCUUUGUCAUAAUCACCCACGACUAGAAGUUUACCCAAGACGCCCUUCUCAGCGUCUUCAACCAACAUAACCUCAAUUUCCUUACGGUUCAUCACAUCUACAUUCUACUGUCCGAUAAUUUUUCCACACACACAACUACAGCCUUUUUUGAGAUUCCAGAUUUGGUCUUGAUUAUUGCAGCGCAUAUAAUUCGGUCCGAUCAUGUCCUAUUCGAUGCACCUUUUUCAGAAGUUUUUCUCUUGUUCAUUAUUCGCGGAUUCUUUUUUACCUUUUUUUGAGAUACCAUUCAUGAUUUCUGUUGUGCGUUUUUCAACUCUUGAUGUUUUUAAGGGGGAUGAGGUGGUGAUGGUGUGAGGGGGGAAAUGGGUGAAAAUGGGUGAAGGUCGUUAGCGAUCUGGAUCUGCAUGUGGAUGGAGAUGGGUACCGGGAUAGUGGGGUUGGUCUGAUUAUGUUAUACUUUUGAUUCUGAAAGGUGGAUAAUGGUAGAGAGAGUAGAGUAUAGCUUGUGGGUUGAGAUGAUGGAAAAGGAGCUCGGAGAAGUGAUAUGAAGGGAGAAUAAAGGAGAUUUUGUGAUACCAUUGGUGGGAUACUAGGGUUGGUUUAUGAGAUGCAGUUAAUUAUACAGAUAGCAUCGUGGGUGUAUUUGGAGAUGUUUGAGGAGGAAAAAAUAAGAAAGAGAAUUGAA